AUGUUCGGCUCACUCACUCCGCUGAUCCUAGGCAUCAGUGGCCUCAAGUCGAGUACGGGCAUCGUCUUCCAUCAAGCUUCAAAACAUGCAGCAUAUUCACCGUCACUGACGGUGCUGCUCUGCGAAAGCAUCAAGAUUGUGGCUUCCUUCCUCCUCCUCACACGCGCACUUCACCGACAGAGGAAUCAGCUGCAUCCGUCGAAGCAGGCUAGUAACACCAGUUCCACCGGAUACACUCGGUUGCAGGCCGAGGACUUUGAGGUGCAAGACACAGCAUACGAUGGUGGCUUCGUUAACGCCAACAAAGAGGCAUCUGCAUCGAUGCUCGAGCGUGGAGACGACCGCGACAUUGCUUUUCACCAGACACUCCUGCAGCUGGUACGCUCUCAAGUCUUUCAGAUCCAAGGAUUUAGGCUGAUCGUACCAGCACUCAUCUAUGUGGUCCAGAACAACCUUUACCUGUACGCUGCCUCCGAACUUGAUCCCGCCUUCUUCCAAGCACUCUGGCAGAUGCGCAUCCUGAUGAGCGCGACGCUCAGCUGGGCGGUCCUCAAGAAGCGCAUCCUGCCCGUCCAGUGGCUCUGCAUUCUCGGCAUCUUUGUAGGUGUCAUGCUUGUUAAGACAGCUACGAUGCCCUCAUCGAGCGCAAGUCUCGCACCAGGUGGUUCAAGCAAGACUUUGACCGCAUCGCUUGCCCUCUGUGCAGCGGCAGCACUGAGUUCGACAGCAGGCGUCAUCCUCGAGUUUAUCUUCCGCGAUCGCAGCGUCAAUCUUUGGGCUUCCAACGUUCAGCUCUCGUGCUUCUCCAUCCUACCAGCUGCAUGCAUCGUGUUUUUCCGCGACGCCUCGCACCUGGGCCCUGUAUUGCACGAUCUGCACACCAGUCCUUGGCCGAUGGGGGUCGUUUUCUGCCAGUCCUUCAACGGUAUGAUGAUCGCCAUCCUGCUCAAGAAGGCAGGUGUUAUCAUCAACGACUUCACUUCCGCCGUCUCGAUCGUCUUGACGUUUGCACUCAACGAGAUGCUGUUUCCUGCGUCGAGCAAGAUCGACAGCGUCAUGGACGUGGCGCUCGUGGUCGCUGGUAGCGCUGUCAUCCUCGGUUGCAGCACGCUGUAUCACAGACAUCUGCCUAAAGAACCCAAAGCUGAUCAGGUGUUCGCGCCGGUAGACACCCGGCAAAAUGCGCUCCACCUCAAUCUUGAUGCGGAAAACACAUCGUACAGCGCAUCUGUUUCCUCGUCAUCAACAUCAUCACCUACACCCUCUUCGAUUGCAACACCAUUGCCCCGAUCUCCGAUGGGCCACUACUUCAACCUGAGCACCGACGAUCUUCGGAAAGGCACCAAGCCAGGCGAUGUAUCAGCGGAUCUUCUCGAACUGCAACAGUUCAAUCCGCACAAGUGUGCUCCCUGA
Molecule: messenger RNA, 1413 nt
Organism: Pseudozyma hubeiensis SY62
Lineage: Eukaryota; Fungi; Basidiomycota; Ustilaginomycetes; Ustilaginales; Ustilaginaceae
Product: UDP-galactose transporter
Exons: 1
Coding region: 1-1413 (470 amino acids)
Biological process (GO): pyrimidine nucleotide-sugar transmembrane transport
Cellular component (GO): Golgi membrane
Molecular function (GO): UDP-galactose transmembrane transporter activity
Source: RefSeq, a predicted model, not a curated record